UACAAUCUUUUCAGGUGUGUUUGCCUGUUAUUGACAGACUCUUAGAUUCUCUGGAUUGUGGGGAUCCCGGCAAUAAACAUUCCUCAGACAUUGUGGGAUUUGUAGAAACAAUACUUUGUGCAGAAAAUCAUUUGAUACAGAUUGUUUUGGAUUCUUUCACAGAAUGCUUGGAUUCUAUGUACAGUUGCGUACUAGUGUCAGGAAAAAUAGCAGUAGCCACGGAAAACUGGUGGUCUCUGCAUCCAGUUGAAAUUCGAUUACUAGGACUACUUGCUUCCACAGAAAUUAUUGGCGAAUCGAAGGAUAUUCCUGUUUUCUUACCUUACAAAAGUCCAACGGUAGCUUUUCGGUUUGUAACCUGCACAUUGGUACCAGAAGUUCAGCUGUGUUGCCUCUGUGGCCCAACGCCAGUACUGAGUGAAAUUGAACACUAUGUAACACAGUGUUUUAAAAACUCCACAGAUAUUCUCAAGGCUGCUGUUCAGAGUGUGCCUAGAAAUUUUCCUGUCACCUGUUCUGUUGACCCAAGUAUUCUCGGUCAACUGUUAGUGAACACAACUAAGAGAAAGUUCAUGAUGUCCAAAAGCACUCAACAGUCUUCGUCGAGGAAAACCACCAACAGCUCACAUCGCUUGGACAUUUUACGUACUUUUUUCUACCGAACUGUCAUGGACGAAUUUUUUCCCACAAAUCAGGUAGCCGAGAACACAGGUCCAUCGGACGAGAUGGAUUCCAUGGUCGAGCACAACUGCGUGGAAACUUACUGGUGUUCUGAGUAUCAUAAGUGUCACGCCCUCAAAGAAGACGACAAUAUACUGUGCGUUUUGUACAGUUCUUCGGUACCCACUCAUGCUAUGCGACUUAUUACUCAGAAGACUCUCAAGCAACUCGUCUCAGAUAAGCAAGUUUGUUGGUGAAUCAGAUCUUGAUGCUAAAGAUGAUUAUUAAUUUCAUAUAUCUUGUGUGUUUUCACUGAAUACCUAUACGAUUUUUAAUGGGGAUAUCCGACUUCUUGUAACUUGAAAAGAAAGUGGGAAAGUUCACAAUUAUUCCAUUCGAUAGAACCAUGUGAAUAGAAAUAUUGGAUCAUUGUUGAAAGCUUUUUUUUUCAAUCAAGAUCUGCAAGUUUCUCUUUGCUAAUCAAAAUUGAAUAGAUUUCAAGUUGUUUUCAACAUAGAAGGGCUACUUAGCAAACUAUUGAUAACACCUGACUAGCUAAAAAGGAUUUUGUGAUGGAGUUUUUUAAUGACCUCACAAGUUAUCCAUACUAAUUAGAAUAAAUUACAUACAUACACUUA
This is a messenger RNA of Leptinotarsa decemlineata (Colorado potato beetle), 1298 nucleotides long. RefSeq names its product fuzzy planar cell polarity protein-like protein (gene fy). The record is from RefSeq and is a predicted model, not a curated record. Lineage: Eukaryota; Metazoa; Arthropoda; Insecta; Coleoptera; Chrysomelidae. Gene Ontology annotation, biological process: vesicle-mediated transport; non-motile cilium assembly.